This is a messenger RNA of Exophiala xenobiotica, 1206 nucleotides long. RefSeq lists its product as uncharacterized. The transcript has a single exon. The coding region runs from base 1 to 1206 and encodes 401 amino acids. The record is from RefSeq and is a predicted model, not a curated record. Lineage: Eukaryota; Fungi; Ascomycota; Eurotiomycetes; Chaetothyriales; Herpotrichiellaceae.
AUGAGGCUAAGGAUCGCGGGCCUUUUGUGCUCCAUCUUUGUCAGUCUGGCCAUCGCUGGCAAUGACGGAUGGGAAACCACCACUACAAGUGCGGCUGCCGGUUGGGUGGACUGGUCAACUUCAUAUGUUACAGUCCCGACCACAAUUUAUUCAACCAUCUACUCAACAGAUACCAGCUACAUCACAGUGACCACUACCUCGGUGUCAGUUUCUGUGUCUGUCUCACUACAGAUCCAACCCACGACCAUUGUCGAGUCCACGACCGAGAUUGACACCAGCUACAUUAAAGUGCCGGUGACGGUCCCGACUACUAUCGUGGCUCCUACUACAAUUGCUGUGCCCACCACGGUUGUCGCGCCCACAACCAUCGUCAGCCCAACGACCGUUGUCAGCGAGAGGACAAUCACCAGUAUUAAUCUGAGCACCGUGACAGAUACAGUCACUUCCACCGUCGUUUCUGAUGUCACAACCACUGUCUCGACUUGCUCAUCCACUUUGACUGGCCUGGUCACUUGUACCUCCAGGACCGUCAAUCCUACUUACACUCCCAAGGCUCCUCUUCCGAGCAACUAUCUGUGGGGAUGCCCACCAGGAACCAUCUGCACGCCACCUCAAAUCGGCUGUAACUGGGAGCAGAAUCCUCCCGCAGACACCUACGUCUGCGCUCCGGAGGAAUGCAAACCGGCGCCUCCUCUUCCCGUACCCACUGAUUGGAACUCGUCCUGGCCGACUCCAACCGAGGGCAACUGUGCAUGGUACGAGCCAGUCCAAGGCUACUUCCACCUCGACCCAGAGUUGUUCAAUCUCACCUUUGCCAUCUUUGAUAUCUACGGCCAACCAGUUUGCCCGACCCCAACGCCGACACCCAGUGGCUGGCAAGACUGGAACGACUGGCCCAAGCAGACAGCAACAUCUACGCCAAAAUUCCCACGACGAGGCAGCAAGAACAUCAUCGCCGAGAUUGCCAGCCGCCAGGCCCUUGGAGUUGCCCCGUCAGCAUGCUAUGGCGUCUUCGACAACACUCAAGCUGUUGCUCAAGGUAUCGGCUACGUGUAUAAUCCUCUUUGCCCACCAACGACAGACUUUAUGCAGGGUGUCAGCGCCUGCCGAGCCUGCUCUUCAGCCAACGGUGGUUCCUCCUCGACCACGGAUGACUUCCCCAAGCUUCAGAAUUAUUUCGAAUGGUGUCAGAAUCACGCUCCAUAA